CCCUAACUUGUCAGUGCUGCUUCUAAGCGCACACAAGCGUAGACUUAACAGCUCUAUAUAGGGCCCAGUCUACACCGCGUUGCUCGUCGGAGACCCUGCCGCGCGUUACCAGCUUGGCUUCCUCGUGAACGGCAUUCGCUACAGCGCGAGGUUAAUCGAAGGUUUGCCGCUAUGAUGCGGCGGCAACACGCUGCCCCCCUUGUGGGGGCGGUCAACGUCUUGAUGGUGGUGCUCGCCUUCGUCGCGAGCGCUAACGCGCAGUGUGUACCUGGCGGUAUCUUCAACUGCCCUCCUUCGCCGGCUCCUCCAUCGCCGGCUCCUCCAUCGCCGGCUCCUCCAUCGCCGGCUCCUCCUUCGCCGGCUCCUCCAUCGCCGGGCCCUCCAUCGCCGGCCCCUCCUUCUCCUCCCAGCCCCGCUCCUCCCAGCCCCGCUCCUCCCAGCCCGGCCCCUCCCAGCCCCGCUCCUCCCAGCCCGGCCCCUCCCAGCCCGGCCCCUCCCAGCCCGGCCCCUCCCAGCCCCGCGCCCCCGUCGCCCCCCAGCCCCGCUCCCCCCAGCCCCUCGCCCCCGGCCCCCCCCAGCCCCUCUCCCCCCAGCCCAGCCCCUCCUCUGCCCCCGAGCCCUGCUCCCCCCAGCCCUUCGCCCCCGGUGCCCCCCAGCCCCUCGCCCCCGGUGCCCCCCAGCCCGGCUCCUCCUAGCCCGACCCCUCCCAGCCCCUCGCCCCCGGUGCCCCCCAGCCCGGCUCCUCCCAGCCCGGCCCCUCCUGUGCCCCCGAGCCCCGCUCCUCCCAGCCCCGCGCCCCCGGUCCCCCCCAGCCCGGCCCCUCCGUCGCCUCCCAGCCCGGCCCCUCCGUCGCCCCCGAGCCCCGCUCCCCCCAGCCCCUCGCCCCCUGCUCCCCCCAGCCCUGUUCCCCCCAGCCCUGCUCCCCCUAGCCCUGCUCCCCCCAGCCCCAAGCCGCCCGCGCCCCCUCCUCCCCCGAGCCCUCCCCCUCCUCCCCCUCCUCGCCCUCCCUUCCCCGCCAACACUCCCAUGCCCCCCAGCCCUCCCUCUCCCCCUCCCUCUCCUGCCCCUCCUACUCCUCCUACUCCUCCCUCCCCUUCCCCUCCCUCCCCCGUUCCGCCCAGCCCUGCGCCCGUCCCUCCCUCGCCCGCGCCUCCCAGCCCGGCCCCGAGCCCUCCUCCCUCGCCCGCUCCUCCCACCCCCUCUCCUUCUCCUUCCCCCUCUCCUUCUCCCUCUCCCUCUCCUUCCCCCUCUCCUUCCCCUUCUCCCUCUCCUUCUCCCAUUCCUUCCCCCUCGCCCAAGCCCUCUCCCUCGCCCGUGGCCGUCAAGCUGGUUUGGGCUGAUGAUGCCAUCGCCUUCGACGACCUGAACGGCACCUCGACCAGGCCCGGCUCCGCCUCGCGCAUGGUCGGCGAGCCCGACAUCGCCGGCACCAAGUGCAAGGGCAACCUGAAGGGCUGGAUGCCCAAGCCCAGCAGGAACCCUCGCUGGGGCCAGGCUGUGUUCUCCGGUGGCCGCACCGUGGGCUCCGUCGCUAACGUCACCAUCCGCGUCGCUUUCGCGACCGAGAAGCCCGCGCUGAUCUACUCGAGCAUCGAGCUGGUCGUGUACAACACUGGUGCCACCCUCAUCCGCGUGCCCAUCGCCGCCAAUGUGACCCGCAGCCAGAUCAGGUGCCCUGGCUUCCUGACCUAUGGCACCACCCCCAUUGCCGGCUACCCCACUGGCAUCGACGCCACCACCUGGCCCAACUGGAAGAUUGCCGGCGUGCGCAUCAACAUGGGCGCGGGCAACAAGAAGCCCAAGACCUCGAUUGACGCGGUCGGCCUCAACCUGAAGUAAACAGCUUAGUAUGACGCACCCAUGGUGUGCAAACUAAGCGUGUUUGUGUUUUGUGUGCGCCCGCGUAAGCGAGGCCCGUGUGUAUGCACGGCUCGUCAGCGCACCAAUCGUGCGCACUGAUUGAUUGCCGUUGCGCUUGUGUGUUCAUACCUGUACGGCUAUUCUUGGGUGCGUGUCAGAUUCUGGUGGCGACCGAGUGGUGGCGUCUUCCUCUGCACCUAAAUGUAUCCCGGUUUUGACGUGACGUGACCGGCAGUCCUGGAAAAGAGCUAGCCAUGGUCUCAAGGCAUGUCCGCCAGUUGCGGCGGCGGCGGAGAACUGCCGCCUUGUGAUAUGCUGCGUCUGUUGUUGCGCGCACAUUGCGGAAGCAUGCUCGGCACCCGGCACGAGAUUUCGGUGACAGGUGGUAUAAUCUAGGGAAGUCCUUUACUGAACCUGUGACACUGAUGCAGCGCUCGCCGCAUCCGGACGGCAUCACCGCAGUGGUGAUCUGACUCAGACCUAUGAUCGGAAAGCUCUCUUUCAUGCGAGAUUGAACGGAGACCUGCAACUUUCUCCCCCUUGCGGGCCACACACAUGUAAUGUUCCUUCGGAGA
Messenger RNA from Chlamydomonas reinhardtii, 2435 nucleotides. RefSeq lists its product as uncharacterized. The coding region runs from base 172 to 1839 and encodes 555 amino acids. The record is from RefSeq and is a predicted model, not a curated record. Lineage: Eukaryota; Viridiplantae; Chlorophyta; Chlorophyceae; Chlamydomonadales; Chlamydomonadaceae. The transcript is spliced from 4 exons.